Theileria annulata is the source of this 4674-nucleotide messenger RNA. Its product is annotated as cation-transporting ATPase, putative. The record is from RefSeq and is a predicted model, not a curated record. The coding region runs from base 1 to 4674 and encodes 1557 amino acids. NCBI's taxonomy places the organism in Eukaryota, Apicomplexa, Aconoidasida, Piroplasmida, Theileriidae. Gene Ontology annotation, biological process: intracellular calcium ion homeostasis. The transcript has 6 exons. Gene Ontology annotation, molecular function: P-type ion transporter activity; ATP binding; ATP hydrolysis activity. Gene Ontology annotation, cellular component: endoplasmic reticulum membrane.
AUGGAAAAUGUGUCAACCCCAUUCCUAGGCCAAUUUCGAAGUAGAGAAAAUCAUUGCAUAUAUUUAAAUAAAAAAGAAAUUAUAAUUUUAAUCGCAACCAACUGGAAACCUGAAUCAGGGCUCCGAAACCAAUACAAAUUUAACACAAAUCCUAUCAUUACCAAUAUCCAUUUAAAACUUUUUAAAACCAGUUGGAACUCAAAUUUCAACCCCUUUAAGAGAACACUUUAUAAAUAUAGAAGUAACCAGGCGCUAUAUAUUAAACUAUCCCCGGUUUUUUUACUGAGCACUCUAGCCGUGUUUUUCAGGCCUGAAUUUUUGACAAAAUUAAGACUUUCAUGGUCAGAAUGCUUAACAUUAACUGAAGUGGAACCAGGAAGACAUGAAUUGUCAUCACUUCGAGAUAUUAACCUACCACUAUUCAUCAACAAGCUAAACCUUUCUACAAAUGAACUGAUAUUCCUUAUAUCAGCAAUAUUCAUAACAUUGUAUACAGUAGUUUUAAUGAGUUGUAUCUGGCUGACGGGGUUUAAACUAUGUUUUUUCUAUGACCGAUGUAGAUUUAGAGAAGGAACGCAAGGAUUCUCUGACUUUGUAACUAAUAAGGCGACACACAUCUUCAUUAACGAAAUCGUGUUGGAUACGAAUUUCCUCACGAUUAACCGGACAAAUAAACUGUUAUUGCCACUAUACAGAACGGGCUUCAUAUACUAUAUACAUGAUUAUAAAAAGUUUGUGUUCAAAGUAGGAAGUGGACGUUUUGAGCCGGUGGAGCACUUCGAUGAGGUCCAAGUACCGCAAAUAUUAAACUGGAGAGGAUUAUUGAGUAUGUCGGAAGGAGUGGAAAAGUCCUGUGGCUUCGAACCAAAUUUAAAUGUUUGCGCAGACUAUUAUGGACCAAACGAUUAUGAAAUCCCAAGGUGCAGUUUCUGGAAAAUGCUGUUAGAAGCCUUUAUGGCACCUUUCUUCCUGUUCCAAGUUACGUCAACUCUGCUGUGGAUCUUCGAUGACUAUCUUUAUUAUUCACUCAUUUCCAUCUUUUCCAUGGUGUUAAUUGAGGUGCAAAUGGUAUAUAAAAGGAUUAUUGAAUAUAAUAGAAUUAAUUCUAUGAAGUUGCCGCCAUUCAACAUCUACGUAUAUAGAGAUCACAAAUGGCAAGUCACCCUCACAAAUUUACUCUACCCAGGCGAUAUUAUCCUGAUCACUACCAACUCUAUUAAUGUUCCAAACACAUCAAGUACUGUUAAAAAUAAGAAUAAGAAUGUUGUAAAUAAUAGUAAUAAAGUUAAUAACAAGAAUAACGUUAACGAUGAGAUAAUUAUAUGCCCGUGUGAUUGCUUAAUACUGGAAGGAGAAGUGAUAGUGGAUGAGUCGAUAUUGACAGGAGAAUCAAUACCACAGUUUAAAACUAGCGUUGAAGAUAACUCUGUUAAUCAGAGAAACUCAACGAUUUUCUCAGGUACGACCAUCAUACUGACCAAAAACACUACAACCGCCAACACAUCCAAUACAAGUAGCACCUCACCUAGUAGUGCUGCAGGCGCUUCUCCUAAUAGUAGUUUGAAGAAUGUGAGUUAUAGAGGAAUAGAAAAAAUGGUUGGAAACGGUUCAAUAUGUUUAGUAAUCAGAACAGGAUUUGAGAGUUAUCAAGGCCGUUUGGUGCAUUCAAUACUAAAUAGUGACCCGAAUAAGGUAGUGGGAAGUAAUGCGCAAGGUUACAUGUUCUUGCUUCUAUUAGUGUUAUUUGCAGUUGCAGCUGUAGUGGUAGUGGUUAGAAACAGCAACUACAAAAGUGUGAAAAAGUUGUUACUGGUAACUUCGAGAAUUUUAGUGUCGGUGAUUCCGCCAGAAUUCCCAGUCACACUUUCCAUGGCUGUCACUAUCGGUCUGAUUCAGCUGAGGAAAAAAGGUAUUUAUUGCACUGAGCCGAAUCGACUCCCACUGGCCGCUAAUAUUGACGUCAUUGCAUUUGAUAAAACGGGCACUCUCACACAAGACCAAAUGUAUCUCAACGGACUCUACUAUAGCAGUUCCACGGAACCAUUAGAUAACGCAGUAAAUCAGAGCUCACCCAAUGGAGUGGAUGAAACUGUGAUGAGGUACUAUAGUAAAUUGGUGAUCGGAGGGUGUCAUUCGUUAACCAACGUCAACGGAGCAAUAACAGGCGACCCAAUGGAGAAAAUAUCAUUUACACAUUUUAAUAAUCAAAUCGAUCGUAGUAACAAUAACAUUGUAUAUAUUAAUAACCCGCAGGGACAAAUUAAUCUUAAAAUACUCAAAAGAUGGAGAUUCACUUCAGAAUUGGGUAGAAUGUCAACCAUCGUCAGUAGUCAUGGCCACACAGGAAACCUAACUACUAUUAGUAGUAGUAUAACAAGUGCAAGGAGUGAGUUGUUAUUAUUAACGAAAGGAUCACCAGAGAAGGUGAAGAUGCUGUUAAGGUUAGUGCCGAGUUACUUUGAGGAGGUGUGUCAUGAUUUGACAAUCAAGGGGUUAAGAGUGCUAUGCUUAGCAUAUAAGCGUCUAUACGAUAUCCCAAUAAACGCAUUAAUAACAAUUGACCGCAAUAUAGUGGAGAAAGACCUGGAGUUUUGUGGGUUCUUGGCCUUAGAAGCGCCCAUAAAAAAUUCAAGUAAACUUUGCAUGAAAAGACUUAAAAACUUUAAAAAAAUCAUGAUCACAGGUGAUAACAUCUUAACCGCAUGUUAUGUCACUCAGCAAAUCAACAUGGUCAAUGACAAAUCUACAAUUAUAUGUCCAAUCAAUUGCACAAGUCAUCUGACCAAAAAUUUAUUCUGUAAAAAUAAUUUAGGCGGAAAACACGGCUUAUUUGGUGGCAAAAAUAGCCUAUUUAAUAAAAGCGUGUUUGGUGUAAAGGGCGGGAUGACUAUGAAGGAAUAUCUGAAGACGUAUAAUUAUGAAUUGGACGACGAAUGCCCAAUCAGUAACGUGAAGAUGAAAACAAUACAAAAGUGCCCAAUUUACAAAGAAACAAAUUGUCCGUUUCUACAAAAAUCACAAAAAAAUCCAAACUAUAUUCAAAGAUGCCCAUUGAAUCAGUCGUUGUCCUCAAAUACGACCAAUUUAAUGGGCAGCAGCAGGAAUAGUUACAAAAAAUUCCUAGAAACCUGCCCAUUCAAGUAUUAUUCUAACAUGUCAACUAAUACUGGAACUAGUAGUGUAAAGAGUAGCUCGGAGGAAAAUAAACUUGCAGUGGAUAACCCAGUGGAAGUUACAAAGAGAGUUAGUUCCGGUGUUUCAACCAGUAAAGUUAGUGGAUGUCCGAUAGGAUACAUGCGGAGAAAGUUAUGGAGUAUGUAUAUGCUGGUGUUGAAGGUGUUAUUUCCAUAUUACUAUCACAUGUAUUAUGAAAUGGCAGAGUCUGAAGAUUAUGAGGACGGCUCCAAUAACUUUGCAAUUCUAAGCUUCAGCAAAGGCAAUUUCGUCUGGAAGAAAAGGAACGGAGAAGAUUUCUUCCCCAACUCCACAACGAAACAAGUUUUAAAUAAUAUGUACAGAUUAAUGCCUAAUCAUAUCCUCUCAAUCACGGGUAACAUCCUACAAUUAUUACUGAACAGUAAUAAUACACCUACGAAUACUACUAAUAGUCCCAACACUUCCAACACCAAUACUCCGAAUAUUCUCAGUACCAACAAUGCUAGCGCAACAGGCUGUGAGAUAGAAUUGAGUGAAGUAAUAAUGAUAAUAAAUAACUGUAGUGUGUUUGCGAGAAUGUCACCGCAGCAAAAGGAGUUUAUAAUAAAGUGCUAUAAACUUAACAACAAAACUAUCGCAAUGUGUGGUGACGGGACCAAUGAUAUCUCUGCACUCAAGCAAGCAGAUAUCGGAAUCUCAUUACUCAAUAUCAUACACAAAGAUGAUAAAUCCAAACCUGAUUUCAUAUUGGAUAAUGAAUUACCGAAUAUAAAGCUAGGUGAAGCUAGUAUAGCAAGCCCAUUUACAUAUCACGGAAGUGAUGUUAAUUGCGUAUUCAACCUCAUCAAAUCAGGAAGAUGCUCUCUAUAUAAUCUCUUCAUGCUCUAUAAACUCAUGGGAAUUAAUUCUCUUAUCACAGCACUAGGAAUGUCAGUUUUGGCGUUGGAUGGAGUGAACUUUAGUGAUGCUCAGACGACAUUAUAUAGUGUGUUAUACACAUAUCUGGUCCUAUCACUAAAUAAAAGCAAGUGUAUCGAUGUGACGUGCGACAAGAAGCCAGAAAAGUCAAUAUUCAGCCCCUGCAACUUCAUGAGCCUGGUGUUGCAGAUACUAGUGCACUCGUACUUUCUAAUAUACGUGUGGAACAUGGGGAAGAUGUAUAGAAGCGCUGACUAUAAAGGAUACCUGGAUAUGGACUUCGAACCCAAUGUAGUCAACACCCUGCUCUACUACGUCUGGUACGCAAUCAACCUCAACAGCUUCGUGAGCAACUACAUCGACUACCCCUACAUGGACACAAUCGUAAAUAACAAGUUCCUCUUCAAGCCAGUGCUCUUCUCAUAUUUCACAAUGCUGCUAUUCAUCUCAGACCUAGUCAAGCCACUAAACUCAUUCUUCUCACUAGUGCCAAUCAACCACACACUCAAGCUUAAAAUCACGGCAGUAGUAUUUCUGGAUUUCAUUUUAACUUUUGUCAUAUCCAAACUCAUCAACUUCUUCUACUACUCAUUCGACUAA